AUGGACCCGAUAGCAAGGAGCCCUGCUCUGAACCCCGCCUCUACUCCAUUCUUUCCUGGCGGAAUGCGGGUCAACGACGAUGAAGGCAGAGGCUCCAGUAUCGGAUUCCGAGUGCCACUAAACCGGGAACAGCAUUACAGCACGUCAGGUUCCACCAUCUCCCUUUCUCCGUCGGAACAUCGUUCCAUGCGGUCGUCGCCCAUUUCACUUCAAGAUGACCGUGAUCGCAACUCUGGGCCUGGGGUGCAUCUUAAUUCAUCAGACGAAGGGCCUCGUCAUUCUCCAGCGAGUAAUCAACCCGAAGGAGAUAGGACAUUUUCCGCUCAUGAGAGACAGGUUGCAAGAAGUAUGUCUGGGACUACGGAUAGUAUUCCAGAAGGCGACGACACUCCUAGCCCUGCGAUCCCUAACGGACAGUCGGCGUCGAAUAUUUCGUUUCUUGGAAAUAUGCUCGGACGUGGUCGGGAUCGCCUUAACACUCCUCCCGUUGUAUUGGAUACCAGCAAUACUCGGUCAUCUCUCGUACAUGCACCAUUUUUAUCCUCGUCUCCUGCCUCAUCUCUAGACUCCGGCAGCCAUUUCGCAUCGAGCGCAGACUUAUCGAUAUCCUUUGAUACUCAACUGAGGGCUUCACCCUUCGUCCACGAUCUCAUAGACCGGCUCAUUCGCUGUGAAUAUACUAGUCGUGAGAUACAACGAGAUCUCAACGACGUCCACCGCAAGCUGGAUAUACUCGUAGAGAGGACACUCCAUACGAACGGACCACCAGAAUUCAAGGAUCCCUUUGCUCCCGCUCCGGCUUCUCAGACCCUGUUCUCCUCUGCUAAUGGGCCACGGGCGUCCAUGAACGCGAGUAUUGCGCCAAAUCAACCUGCGCCUACGGACGACAUAAGUCAAAUUUCCAACAGACUCAAUACGCUAACCACUUCUGUUGGCCAGUUGUUGGCGUUACAGACACAACAGAUGCAAGCUGCAGGCGCAGGGCUUCAAUCUGUGCCCCUAUUACCAGGCAAUAUUGGACAGGGAGAUCUAAGUUCCAACCAAGCCACGCCUCAACAGGUGCUUUCGACGGGUUCAACAUUGGGUCAUGGCUUACCUGGUCGCCCUGACAUGAGACCGAAUCCACGCAUGCCCAAUCCUCCUAUGCGAACGUGGUCUGCUGGAAACAUCGAUGUUCCAUUGCGACCUGCUGAUUCCUCUGGCCCGCUUAAUCGUCAAGAUACUCUCUUCCGUGACAAGCGUAGAUCUGUUUCCGCAUUGAUGAGACGUGAUUCUGCAGGUGGUGAGAAUUUGACUGGUGGUUCAUCAUCUACUCGGGAGGGGGGACCCAUAAUCACGAAAUGGGAUCAGCUGGCCCUCGCUCCCGAUCUGCUGCGAUCAUUGAACACUUUUGGUGUGGGACCUCCGAACAAGAUCCAGCAACGCGCACUACCAUUCCUACUGCGAGGUGCAGACAUUAUCGCCCAGGCUCCACCAACUCAGGAGCGGAUUGCAGCCUAUGUCAUACCAGCUAUUCAUGUUGCACUGAGCAACGCCUCCAUGCGUGUUCCCGUUCGGGGUCCUCUGGUGGUCAUGAUUUCUACGACAGUCGACCAAGCGACACAAGCCCAAAGGAUGAUUCGCGAUCUAGGUGGACCUAUUGGUAUCAAAUCGGCGUUAGGAGUUGGAUCUGCUUCCGCUGGUGUUGAUCUCAACCAAGAACUCCGAAUUUUGCAACAGAAUAUGCCCCAUAUAAUUUGCGGUACACCUCAGAAGUUGCACGCCCUCUUCACAUCGCCCGGUGGUAUGCCCGGGACUGAAGUUCGAUUCCUGGUAUUGGACGAAGUCGAUCAAUUGAUUGCACGAAACCUCCACGAAUACGUCUUCAAUAUCAUCAAGCUCCUGCCACCCCCUCGUUCUCGCCCUCUUGGGGCGACAUCGCCUGGCAGUAAUCCGGGGUCUGCAUCGCACGCAUCCUUCUCAGCAUUUGAAUCGAACGCGCCUAACUCACUCAUACCUCCCAUGCAAAACGCGGCUCGGAGAUUCUCGGCGAUUGGCCUGAGAUCGUCUCCUCCCAUUGAGUCAGCGAACGGCGGCCUGUCACAGGCUAUCGAGCGACAAACGGCUUUGUUUUCCAAUACUGUCCCGCAGGACGUGUUGAAUCUUGCUCAAGCUAUCCAACUGCGGGAGCCUGUCAGGGUCCUUGUUCGUCGUGACGGUAACGUGACGCAUGCAGACACGAGUCAGGGUGCCCGUGGUCUCCGGCAAUUCUAUCUGUACCUUGCCUUUACUGCAGGCGGCCGAUCAGACGCACCUUUGCCUACCACUGGACUUGGAAUUAUCGGUUCGGGUAGAGGCGCAUCCAGCGCUGAAACGGCGCAAGCUCGGGAAUGGAAGUUGGAAGCCCUUGCCGAUCUAUUCGAUGAUCUUGAUGUACCGCAGGCAAUCAUUCACGUAGGUGGGAUGACGGCUUUGGACGCCGUAGUGUAUAAAUUAGCGAGCAGGGGCCUUGAGGCUGUUCCUCUACAUGGAGAUAUGAAUGCGGGAGCCAAGCUCGCUGCCCUCAACAAGUUCCGCGGUCCUCCCUCUGGUAUCAUGCGACAAUCGACAGCGAAGGUAUUGGUCGUUUACGAUGUUCAGGUCAAGACACCGGAGGUGUCUCAAAUUCCUCUCAUCAUCAAUUAUGGCAAGCAUUCCAUUAUAGGGUUAAACCAUCUACCAAAAGCUGUCGAAGAAUACGCCCAUCGCGUUGCUCCUGCUAUUGCUCCUAGUUAUUCACGCGCAGGUGUCAUCAUCAAUUUUGUCACUGCUACUGGUGGUGAUGUCGAAAUGCUGCGCUCUAUAGAGUGCUUCUACAAGAUUAAAUGCCCCGAAGUUCCCAUGAGUCUCCGCGACAUUGUUUAG
This is a messenger RNA of Fibroporia radiculosa, 2883 nucleotides long. RefSeq lists its product as uncharacterized. The transcript has 8 exons. The record is from RefSeq and is a predicted model, not a curated record. Lineage: Eukaryota; Fungi; Basidiomycota; Agaricomycetes; Polyporales; Fibroporiaceae. Gene Ontology annotation, molecular function: ATP binding; RNA helicase activity; RNA binding. The coding region runs from base 1 to 2883 and encodes 960 amino acids.